Messenger RNA from Colletotrichum tamarilloi, 414 nucleotides. RefSeq lists its product as uncharacterized. The transcript is spliced from 2 exons. The coding region runs from base 1 to 414 and encodes 137 amino acids. Lineage: Eukaryota; Fungi; Ascomycota; Sordariomycetes; Glomerellales; Glomerellaceae. The record is from RefSeq and is a predicted model, not a curated record.
AUGAGGGAUUUGAGACAUGGCCGCGAGGAGCUACUUCACACGGAAUUAGAGCCCUGGGUGCCCGGGCCGCCAAACCACGAGCCGCCAUCCCAUGAUCCGCCUGGUGCCUCCGGCUUCCGGAUCGGCAGCGCCUCCACUUCCCAAUCGGAGCGGAACCCAGCGCGGUCAUGUCAAGCCCGGGCCGAAGGAGCCCUGCCCCAUCAAGCUCUGCGGAUCAAGGUCCGCCGCACUCCGGUAACACGCCGCGAUGCAAGUAAACUCGGGACGACAGCAGCCACGGCCCUCGGCACCGACCGAAAGAACAAAAAAGUGAUGACUUCUCUACGGUGCGUAAGUCAAGUUCUGUGUUUCCCGACGGAGAAAACACGGACUUUUGACCUUGAGCGGCUCGCCGAGAAGGGGUACCUGAGGUAG